This is a messenger RNA of Octodon degus (degu), 4310 nucleotides long. Its product is annotated as complement factor H. The transcript is spliced from 22 exons. NCBI's taxonomy places the organism in Eukaryota, Metazoa, Chordata, Mammalia, Rodentia, Octodontidae. Bases 350 to 4063 code for a protein of 1237 amino acids. The record is from RefSeq and is a predicted model, not a curated record.
CAGAGGCCAAAGCCAGCUGUUGCUCCACACACACUACAAAACUUGAGUUUGUCCAAAGGAGGACAUUCCUGGGUUUGCAAGAACAAAUCUAAGAGCAGGGCAGAGCGUUGGCAUUCACAGGAAUCUCAAUCAAGUCUGGCAGUGUUGGGGCUCAUGGUUUGCUUUUUCUGUUUAUUUUGGAAAAGCUGCUGCUGGGAGGAGAAUCUCGUAAUCCCUUAUUUCCCAAGUGGUAUUUCAAUUUCCUUUAGAAGCAAGUAUUUUUUACUACAGUAAUCACAAGUUUUAUCAGAGGAGAACUGGACAGUGUGAGCUCUCUCGCAAGAACAUUUAUGCCUAAAAGACCCAGAACAUGAGGCUACCAGCAAAGAUUAUUUGGUUUUUAUUAUGGACUGUUUGUGCAGCUGAAGAUUGUCAAGGACCUCCUCCAAGACAAAACAUAGAGAUUCUGUCAGGACCCUGGCCUGACAAAGCAUAUCCGGAGGGCACGCAGGCUGUGUACAAAUGCCGGCCUGGAUACAGAACUCUUGGAACUAUCAUAAGGGCAUGCAGGAAUGGAGAGUGGGUGGCUCUUAAUCCAGCCAGGAUAUGUCAGAAAAAGCCCUGUGGAUAUCCUGGAGAUACUCCCUUUGGUUCUUUUCAGCUUGCAGUAGGAGAUCAGUUUGAAUAUGGUGCAAAGAUUGUUUAUACAUGUGAUGUGGGCUAUCAAAUGGUGGGUGAUAUUAACUUCCGGAUGUGUGAUGCAGAUGGCUGGACCAAUGAAAUUCCUAUAUGUGAAGUUGUUAAAUGUUUGCCAGUGACAGCACCCGAGAAUGGGCAAAUUAUCAAUACCGUGGAACCUGACCAGGAAUAUUAUUUUGGACACGUGAUACAGUUUGAGUGUAAUCCAGGCUUCAAAAUCGAAGGACAUAAAGAAAUACAUUGCUCAGAAAAUGGUCUCUGGGAUAAUGAGAAACCAAAAUGUGUGGUAAUUUCCUGCAUAGCACCACAAAUUAGAAAUGGAUAUUCCAUAUCUAAGAACACCAUUUUUAAGGAGAAUGAGAGAUUUCAAUACAAGUGUAACCAAGGCUUUGAAUACAGUUCAAGAGGAGAUGCUGUGUGCACGACCUCAGGGUGGAGUCCAGAGCCUGCUUGCGAAGAAAAAACAUGUAAUCCUCCUUACAUUCCAAAUGGUGUCUACUCACCUCAGAGAAUUAAACACAGAACUGGUGACAAAGUCACAUACGAAUGUAAACAUGGUUUCUAUCCUGCAACCAGGGGAACUACGGUACAGUGUACAAGUAGUGGCUGGAUACCUGCUCCAAGAUGUAGCUUGAAACCUUGUGACUUUCCUGAAAUAAAGCAUGGAAGAUUAUAUGAGGAAGAUAGAUACAGACCAUACUUUCCUGUACCUGUAGGAAAAGAAUAUCAUUAUUAUUGUUAUGAGAAUUUUUUUACUCCUUCCCUUUCAUACUGGGCUCACAUCCGCUGCACAACAGAAGGGUGGGAACCCAAAGUACCAUGCCUCAGAGCAUGCUAUCACAAAUACGUUGAAAAUGGACAGAAUCUAUAUUUCGGAAAAACAUAUUUACAAAAUCAGUCUGUAGAGAUUAAGUGUAAUCGUGGCUAUAGUCUUCCAAAUGGGCAGAAAAAAAUUACAUGCACAGAGGAAGGCUGGUCCCCUCCUCCCAAGUGCAACCUUAUCAAAACAUGUACAAAAUUUGACAUAGAAAUUGAAAAUGGGUUUCUCGCUGAAUCUGAUUAUGUAUAUGUUUUAAAUAAAAAAACACAAUUUAAGUGUAAACCGGGAUACCUAACACCAGCUGGAGAGCCAUCAGGAGAAAUUACAUGUCUGGAAAAUGGAUGGUCAGAUCAACCCAUCUGCAUUAAAUCUUGUGAAUUGCCUGUAUUUGAGAAUGCUGGAACCAAAAAUAAUCGUACUUGGUUUACACUCAAUGACAAGUUGUACUAUGAAUGCCACGUUGGAUAUGAAAACAAACUCAGACGUGCCAAGGGUUCCAUAACGUGUUCUUACGACGGAUGGUCUGACACACCCACAUGUUAUGAAAAAGAAUGUCCAAUUCCCCUCUUGGACAAGUAUGUGACUGUUACUCUCACAAAAGAAAAAUACAAAGUUGGGGACUUGCUGAAAUUCUCCUGCCGAUCAGGAUUAACAAGAGUUGGGCCAGAUUCUGUGCAGUGUUACCACUUUGGAUGGUCCCCCAGUGUCCCAACAUGCAAAGAUCAAGUCCGUACGUGUGAUCAGCCUCCUGAACUCCUCAACGGGGAAGUGACACACACCCUGAAGCAACAGUACGAGCACAAGCAAGUGGUGGAGUACAAGUGUAAUCCCAGAUUUCUGUUGAAGGGGCCAAGUAAAAUCCAGUGUGUUGACGGAGCGUGGACAACACUGCCAAUAUGUAUUGAGGAGAAACGAACAUGUGGAAAUAUAUCUGAACUUGCCCAUGGCUAUGCCUUGCCUUCCAACCCUCCCUAUCACCACGGAGAUUCAGUGGACUUCAGUUGUACCGAAACCUUCACAAUGAUUGGACGCAGUUCAAUUACAUGUGAUAGAGGAACAUGGACCCAACUUCCUGAGUGUGUUGCAACAGAUCAACUAAAGAAUUGUGAAAUACCAAAUUUUAUUGUAAAUUACGGAGGUCAAUUACAUAAGAAUGAAUAUCAACAUAACUUUAAUCUGAGCUACAUAUGCAGAGGAAAGUCAAAACCUCAGCACUCUGUCUGCAUAAAUGGAAGAUGGGAUCCGGAGAUUACCUGUACAAAAGAAGAAAAAGUUUCAUGCCCCCCUCCACCUCAGAUUCCCAAAGCUCAAAAUAUGAUGACCACUGUGAAAUAUGAAGAUGGAGAAACAGUGUCUAUUCUUUGCCAAGAAAAUUACAUACCUCUGAAAACAGACGAAAUUUUGUGCAAAAAUGGAAAAUGGCAGUCGUUGCCACGCUGUGUGGAGAAAAUGCCUUGUUUCCCACCCCCUCAUAUAAACCAUGGCGCUAUUGAGCCAUCGGGAUCUUCAGAAGAAAAGAAUCAAACUACUACGUCUAGACCAUAUGCACAUGGUACUAAGUUAAAUUAUACUUGUGAAGAUGGUUUUGUAUUAUCUGCCCAAGAUGGAAUAACGUGUCACAUGGGAAAAUGGAGUUCACCGCCUGAGUGCAUCGGGCUUCCUUGUGAACCUCCACCUUCAAUUUCUAAUGGUUUUGUGUCUCACGAACUGGAAAACUAUCAGUAUGGAGAAGAAGUUACAUACAACUGUUUGGAAGGAUUUGGAAUUGAUGGACCUGCUUUUAUACAAUGUUUAGGAAGAAAAUGGUCCACUCCACCAGUCUGCAUAAGGACAGAUUGCUUUAAUGUACCCAUCUUUGAAGGUCCCAUACUUGAAACACAAAUGAAGGAAUUUUACAGGUCAGGAGAACAAGUGACUUAUACAUGCCCAACAUUUUACUAUAUGGACGGUUCUAAUGCUGUGACAUGUGUUAAUGGGAAGUGGAUAGGAGAGCCAAAAUGCAAAGAUAAUUUCUGUAUGGAUCCACCAAUAGUUAAAAAUGCUACUAUAAUAUCAAGUCCGAUGACUAGAUAUCCACCUGGUGAAAGAGUACACUAUCAAUGUAACAAGCCUUUUGAAAUAUUUGGAGAAGCUGAUGUAAUGUGUCUAAAUGGAACUUGGACAGAACCACCUCAAUGUAAAGAUUCUACAGGAAAAUGUGGAUCUCCCCCACCUAUUGCCAAUGGGGAUACCACUUCAUUCGCUCUACCAGUAUAUCCCCCAAACUCACGUGUUGAAUAUCAGUGCCAGAACUUGUAUGAACUCCAGGGUGACCGGCACAUAAUAUGUCAAAAUGGAGAGUGGUCCAAACCACCCAAAUGCUUACAACCGUGUGUAAUCUCAGAAGAAACUAUGGAAAAAUAUAAUAUAAUUCUUUCAUGGAAAAAAACACAGAAGCUUUAUGCCCCAUCGGGGGAUUCAGUGGAAUUUAAGUGUAAAAAUGGAUAUCGUCUAGGAAAUCAGGCAUCAUUUCGCGUGACUUGUCGUGAUGGCCACCUGCGGUACCCUCGUUGUGUCCCAAAAUAAUUAUGAUUAGUGGCAAUGGUAUGUUUGGCUUUAUCCAGGACUUUUAUUAGUAACCCAAUUCUCAAAUUUAUUCUUAAGUAUUGUUAAACUCGUUUUUAUCCAUAAAUGAGAAUUUGGGUUCUUGUGUGGUGAUGUGUUGAGAAUUUGAGAGACCAGUGGCACCCUUCUCAAAAUAUUGUAUUCAGACUUGGCAAAUCAAAAUGCUGUGUAUUGAUUCUCUUCAUAAAAAUUAUGGCAAGAAACAUAA